CAAUUCGAAGUUAAUGAAGAUCCGGUAUGGACUACGGAUUUAGGGGGGAUACCAGUUCGAUGGUUUCCAGCAAGGUGGACUCUCAAAGAAAGAAAACAACGUGAGAAGUUCCAAGCUACGAUUCACAAGAUACCAGAUUCUAUGACUCUAGCAGCCUUAUGGACCGACCGUCGCCCACAUUCUUUCCUUUCUGCGAUAAAAGGAUUGAAAGGUUUCAAAAUUGUACAAACAGCGAGAGGGGAACGCAAGUUACUUGGUUUUUUUGAAAGGUGGGUUGAUAUGCGCGCAGCAUUAGAAAAUCAGGUAAUUUGGGAAAAUUAUAAUCUGUCAUGGAAUCGGCACGCUCCUCCGACGCAACCAACAAGGUCACAUGGCGGUGACGCCAAUAAGAACCGUAAUCGAACUUCACGAAGUCAGAAGACUGAGAAAACUCAAUCGAAUUCUAAGAAUUCUAAGAAGAAACCAGAAGUGACAACAUCCAAGAAGCCUGAAGAGCAAAUGAAAAAGAAGGACAAGUCCCGUAGUAAAUCAAAAAAUAAAGUUUUAGCGGAAAUUUUAGAUUUGCUGCGUGGUAAUUCAUUUGUUGCUAUGUAUUCCGCUUCAGAAGCCUUCGCCGCAAUUCAAACUAAGAAGUUGGAAAAUGAUGAAAGUUUAACUAUACUAUUACAACAACAAAUUAAAAGCGGGAGGAACUGGAAAGACAGCUGGAAUUUCUACCUAGAAGUUACAAAAAAAGAGUUAGAUUAUGACGCAAUACCUUUUCAACCGAAUUUAGAAGCUGAUGAUGAUGAUCUAAUGGAUGAUGAUCGAGAUUUGAAUAUAAAUCGGCCGAUAGAUAAGUCUUCUGAUGUUCAAGAUCGGACGAUCGCAGAAUCAUCUGGUACACAACCUAAUGUAGAUCAAUCACUUUUGGAUCACAAUCUAAACACAGCCACACCCUUAAUAGUUGAUAUUACACAGCCGCAACAUGUAAUACAACAAGAAAAUAUGGACGUGGAUUUGACAAAGUCUUCGAAGCAAAAAAAGAAGUCGAAUAAAAAUUUGGUUAAAAAUGUAAUAACUGGACAUAUACCUACCGAUGAUGAUACAUCGCGAGUCAGAGACAUUUUGGUGUAUGACAUUCCGAGACAGAGAGACAUUUUGGUGUAUGACAUUCCGGUAUCCUGGACUCCUGAAGAUAUACUGAAGGAACUAACUUUAUGGGGGAAAACUAUUUCUUUACAAAUGAAGCCACAAAGAAAAUAUCAAACGCUCCGUUUGAAAAUAGAAUUAAGUACCUUUCGGUUAGCCCAAUUCGAAGUUAAUGAAGAUCCGGUAUGGACUACGGAUUUAGGAGGGAUACCAGUACGAUGGUUUCCAGCAAGGUGGACUCUCAAAGAAAGAAAACAACGUGAGAAGUUCCAAGCUACGAUUCAUAAGAUACCAGAUUCAAUGACUCUAGCAGCCUUAUGGACUGACC
Molecule: messenger RNA, 1459 nt
Organism: Rhizophagus irregularis DAOM 181602=DAOM 197198
Lineage: Eukaryota; Fungi; Glomeromycota; Glomeromycetes; Glomerales; Glomeraceae
Source: RefSeq, a predicted model, not a curated record